UGUCAAGUGACAAUGCUAACAAUAUUAUUGAUUUAAAAUCCAUAAAAAUAUCUAAAAACAUUACUUGAGAAUUUUCGUAAAAAAAUUAAGAAAAAUUAUAAAAAUAUAUAUAGAAAAAAAUGCAAAGUUCAAAAUCAUUUCUAAUACGCGAUCUCUUGGGUGAUCUAAUUAAUCGACGUCAAACGGAUUCGGAAAUCGAGUUGUCCAAUGACGAAUCGGAUAUCGAUAUCGAGGAUCGUUCCACUCCGGAUUCAACUGCACUAGGAUGUCCGCCGGAUCUUCUGCUUUCGCAUCAUCAUCACUAUGAUGAGUCCAGUGUGGAGUCGUGUGGUACGGCCACCCCGGGACCAGUAUCGGGGCCCGGCUUGAAUGCAGUAGCCGCCGCCGCCGGAGUAGCUGCUGGUCUGUUGGCUGCUGCGGCCAAUGGCAAUGGGGAUUCGGGCGGCAAUGCCGGCAGCCUAGUAGGAGGUUCUAGUGGUGGCUCCGGUAGCGUUAGUUAUGCGGAACACAAGCUUCAACUGAGCAAAAGUGGACGAAAGCCACGACGCAGGCGCACUGCAUUUACCCAUGCCCAGUUGGCUUAUUUGGAGCGCAAAUUUCGUUGCCAGAAAUACUUAAGUGUGGCAGAUCGCAGCGAUGUGGCCGAAACAUUGAAUUUGUCUGAAACCCAAGUGAAAACUUGGUAUCAGAAUCGACGCACCAAAUGGAAGCGACAGAAUCAAUUGCGUUUGGAGCAGCUGCGUCAUCAGGCCACCCUGGAGAAGGACUUUGUAGUGCAGGAUAGUGGAGCUGGUGGUGGCCUUGGUGGUUGUUGUCCCACUGGUCUAACAAAUUCGUUUAGUGCAGCUGCCGCGGCUGCUGCUGCUGCCAGCAAUCCGUGCAACUUCUUAACGUCUGCCGCAGCGGCAGCCAUUUUCCGUAAUGUGGGCUAUGUACAUGGAUGUCCCAUGUAGGCGUGGUAACGCGAUGCUGCCCCAAAUACCUCAAUUCCCAAAUAUUCUUUAAUUGAAAACUAUUACAAACCACAAGCCAUGUAAAUAUAACGAUAACAAUAAUUA
This is a messenger RNA of Drosophila willistoni, 1058 nucleotides long. RefSeq names its product NK1 transcription factor-related protein 2. Gene Ontology annotation, biological process: animal organ development; regulation of transcription by RNA polymerase II. The coding region runs from base 120 to 953 and encodes 277 amino acids. The record is from RefSeq and is a predicted model, not a curated record. Gene Ontology annotation, cellular component: nucleus. NCBI's taxonomy places the organism in Eukaryota, Metazoa, Arthropoda, Insecta, Diptera, Drosophilidae. The transcript has 3 exons. Gene Ontology annotation, molecular function: DNA-binding transcription factor activity, RNA polymerase II-specific; RNA polymerase II cis-regulatory region sequence-specific DNA binding.